CUCCAUCGAAGUUUCUACCCGUCAAUCAGGACCGCAGAGAUGCUUUGGAGCGGAAAAGCUUCGGUCUCGAAAUCUAGCUCGAAUAUAAAAGUAUCAAGACAGCGUUCGGGCCUUUUCUCAGCUGCCAAGCGUGCCAUUGACGUUUGUUUAACGGCUACACAUCGGACGGUAUCGCCCUGGAAUGCUCGAGAGCUACUCGGAACGGAUAUUUCCCAUCAAAUGACUCGACACGGACUGUUAAUAUUUGCUAGGUAGCCGAGCCGAAGCCGGUCCUAACUGCCAGUGCUUCUAAGUCGUGAAGAUGCCUGCAUGAAGAAGUAUGUUGUGGCGAGCGGAGAAAUUUUCCAGUAGGAAUGGAUUUUUGGAUAUAAAUAUCUGGAAUCGCUUCCACUUUUGAUUGUCGUUCCAUCUCAACUCUUUGUUGACUUCAUCUCGGAAACAGGCUGGCAAGUCGUUGGACCCAGGCUCGUUACAAUGUUCAAUUUGCCACCUUUCCUCGAGGUGUUGCCACUAGUGCUUGCCAUUAGCACAGUAUCCUUUGCUCAAGAUGUCCCUACAGUAAAGGUGCUCAACGGCACAUACUCUGGUAUUCGCAGCUCCACUUACAGACAGGAUUUCUUCCUCGGUAUUCCGUUUGCCCAGCCACCUCUUGGUGAUCUACGGUUCCGCCAAGCGCAGCCAUUGAAUACAACUUUCAGCGAGACCCGAAAUGCCACCGAAUACUCACCGCAAUGUAUGGGAUAUGGAAGUGACCAAUGGGUUCUCGGCAACAUCAUCUCAGAGGACUGUUUGACGCUCAACGUCAUUCGCCCAACUGGAGCUCGAAAUCUCCCUGUCGGAGUCUGGAUCCACGGAGGUGGAAGCAUCCAAGGAGGAAGUCGAGAUCCUCGAUAUAACCUGUCUUUCAUUGUCGAGCAGUCAGUCUACUCAAAAUCGCCCUUCAUUGGAGUCAGCAUCAACUACCGACUCCAAGGAUGGGGAUAUCUCUUCGGCAAGGAGGUCAUGGAGGCAGGCUCCGCUAACAUGGGAGUCCGAGAUCAACGUUUGGCGCUUCAUUGGAUUCAGGAGAACAUUGCUGCUUUUGGAGGCGACCCAACCAAAGUCACGAUUUGGGGUGAGAGUGCAGGUGCGACUGGAGUUGGAAUGCAGCUUGUUGCCUAUGGAGGACGUGAUGAUGGACUAUUUAGGGGAGCAAUCGCACAGAGCGGUGGUCCAAUUCCAAUGAUUCCAUAUCUAACUCCAGAGCAAUGGCAACCUACCUACGAUAAAAUCGUAAAUGCGACGAACUGCAGCACUGCAGCCGACACUCUUGCAUGUCUCCGAACGAUCGACAGAGAUGUGCUCAGCAACGUGCUGAACAGUUCGGUCACAGCUAACGCAUCAUGGGGCCCUCAAGUCGACGGUGAUUUUCUACAAGACACGGGUACCAAUCUAGUUUCGAAUGGACAAUUCGUCAAGGUCCCAUUUCUCCUCGGCCGCAAUCACGAUGAGGGCACUUCAUUCGCUCCCAAGGGAAUCAACACCACGGAAGAAUUCCUCAAGCUCGUGAAAUCAGCAGGCCCAGACAACGCGACUGCUCUCACAAUUGCAGCACUAUAUCCGGACAUUCCAGAAAUUGGAAUUCCUGGCACCCUUGUUGGUCGUCCGCCACCAUCUCAAGCUGCCCUUGGAGUGCAGUGGAAGCGCGCGUCUUCGUACAUUGGAGACCUACGGCAGCACUCUUCCCGCAGGCUGCAGGCUCAGAAGUGGGCCGAGUAUAAUGCAACCGCUUUCUCCUACCAUUUCAAUGUCUUCACGGCUGGAUUCGACGCCACGACUGGCUCAGGUCACUUUACUGAGGUCAGCUUCAUGUUACACAACAUUGAUGGACUUGGUUACUCCCCUCCCGUCGCGACCAAUCCAUUUGAAGGCAAGCCCGAUUCAUAUAAACAAUUGGCCAAGAUUAUGUCGAGGAUGUGGGCUAGCUUCAUCGUUGACCUCGACCCGAAUAAUGCAGCUGGUGCCGGUUGCGUCAACUGGCCAAAAUACACUCUCGAUAACCCAAAAAAUAUCGUCUUCGAUGCAAAUGUCACUAACAUGGCCUACGUGGAGCCCGAUACCUACAGAGCAGAGGGCAUUGCGUAUAUUGUCGAUCGCCUUGCAACAGAUUAUGGACGAUAAGGAACUGGCAAUGUCAAUUUGUCAAAAGAUCUGCUGAUGACACUAAGGUCAACUCUAGCAUUUAUUUGAUGAUUUCAAGUAAUGUAUAGUACUACUGUUUCCAGCCAAGGACAAUGCACCCAAACUUCUGAACUAUCACUCUCAGCAUUAGUCCCGUGAAUCAACAACUUGGUCCUUGACUCUGUAGAUCUGGUUUAAUAGGCAUCACGCGUUUGGUGUGAUCUUUGUAGCAACAAUCAGAUAAUGAAGAAAUCUUAACUAUCGCUG
This is a messenger RNA of Cadophora gregata, 2427 nucleotides long. RefSeq lists its product as uncharacterized. Bases 475 to 2160 code for a protein of 561 amino acids. The transcript has 2 exons. Lineage: Eukaryota; Fungi; Ascomycota; Leotiomycetes; Helotiales; Ploettnerulaceae. The record is from RefSeq and is a predicted model, not a curated record.